GAUUGGUUGGCAGUGAGCAUAUAAAGACCUGUGUGUUUCACAGCUGUAUCAAACUCUUCAGUUCACCAGCCAUGGACAGACGUUUGCUUGCGGUCGUGUUGUGUCUGCAGGUUUUGCUGCUCAUCACAGGCUUCACUUCUACUGAUGCAGCCGCUCUGGAAAAAACUGUGACCCACAGAAAAAUGUUCACUAAACAACGCUGUCUGUUCAACCGAGGACAAUGCGGAGGAGGCCACUCUACAUUACCGCGUGAACAACCAUCAGGACCACAAAAGAAUCCUUCCAGAAUUCAACCAGGAGAGAGGAGUCUUAUUAUGUUACCAUGAUGCAGUUAAAAGAGAUCACAUCUGUUGUGAACUAUUUCACUUUUGUCCUUUGUGUCUGUCAGUGAUCAAAGGAAGAAAGACGAAGAAAAGCUGACGACAGACAUGAAAACCUGUGCUGACUGCAUAUUUUCUUCCACCAAGUUACUCUGUUUAUCAUAAAAGAUUUUAGUUUUCCUUCCCAUUUGGAGUUUUCUCGGCAAAAAUCAUUACGUUAAAUUUACAUUCUGAACAAAAAAUUAAUUUGUCUUUAUAAUGUAUGUAAAAUGCAAAAAAAAAAUCUAUGCAGCAAGUGGCUAAAUUUAGUGUUGCCAAUAUUAGAUGAAGUAUAUCAAGAUAUAUCAAGAACAUAAUAUGUGACAUGUGUUGCAUGACUUUGAAUGCAUCUCUUUUGUCACUGAGGAAUGUAAUUACUAUUGUUUCAUUAAUAACCCUUUGACAUUAAAACAUCUAUAUCAUUUUUUUAACUUGAGUGCAGCUAUGCUCUUAUUGUUUUAACGCUAAUAUUGUAUCACAGUAUGUGCUCUACAGCUGUUUUUCUACAUAUCAAAUAAAAAAGUUUCAAUGAUUAAAAACACAGUCAUUCAGAGUUUGUCCAUAUGCAUGCUCCCCCUCUCAAAAUCAGCUAACCCUUGCAGGUUAAUCCAGCCAUGGCCACCCUAAAUUAAUUGCCACAACACCUUUGAAAACGUUAAGUGUUGGGGUCAGCAAUAUGUCAGAACUAGGUGUAACUUAUCUCAUAACCAUCCAACACCCACAUACAGACUGCUGGCUGUUGAGGAGGACUGUGAAUUUUUACUUACUCAAAGACUAAAGUCAAAAGGAACCAAAACAGUUUCAGUCUGAAAACACAAGGAAUCCAGUGUUUCUGCUGUUGAUGGAACUGUAACUGGGAGGAGCUCGACUGCUGGCCUCUGGGUGAAAGAAGAACAUAAGAGGGGAAAAGAAAAACUAUGUUCCUCUGUCAAAUCUCAUUGGAUUAAAACCAAGAGUUCAUUUUCCACAGUCCUUGUGGGUUUAUCUGCAGUGGUCUUAUUAAUACUUUGGAUGUGGCUAUGAGAUUAAAUACAAUACUCUACAAGUAUGUUUUCUUGGUAGGGUAUCCCUUAAUAUGGUGUAAUGACUAUAAUAUUGCAUAUUUAAAAUGCAAUAUGUAAUUAUGCAUAGUUUCUUUUUUCAUUGCUAUCUGUGCAUUAAUUUGCUAUCUGUGCAUUAAUUUUAUAUAUUUAUCUUAAAUUUUAGUAACUGAUUUCCUCAUUUCUGGUGCUGAAAUUCUGUUGUCUCAGUUUAAACAAGUACAUGCAUGUUCAUAAAAAAAAAAACACUAUUUCCCUAAAUAGACAGCAUCAACAAAUGAUUUAGCCGCGUCUUGGUUUCUAUCCUCUGUCACUUGACUUCUCGCUAAGGAAGGAUGAGUCUGACUCAUCCUUCCUUAAAGUGGGUUUAAAGUGUGUUGAGCUACAAGACUCAACUUGCUAACGGAACUCAACUAAGGCCAGAGAAACAAAACAGUGACUAAUGCUCUAUCAAAUUAGAAUGGAUUUCUUGGAGGAGAACGACUACUACUACAAUGAAAAUAUUACCUUCAACUUCAGCUAUGAUGACUACCCCGCCCUGUGUGAGAAGGCUGACAUUCGCUCUUUUGCUGCCCUCUUCCUCCCCAUCAUGUACACGGUGUGUCUGGUGGUGGGACUGGCAGGAAACGCCUUAGUCGUGAUCGUGUACGCCUACCACAAACGCCUGAAGACCAUGACAGACACUUUCCUUACUCACCUGGCUGUGGCCGACCUGCUCCUGCUCUUCACGCUGCCUUUCUGGGCUGCUGAUGCUGCAAGGGGCUGGGAGCUGGGCGGGGUUGUCUGCAAGAUUGUGUCCGCCUGCUACACGGUCAACUUCACCUGCUGCAUGCUCCUUCUGGCCUGCAUCAGCCUGGAUCGUUACUUAGCGUUAGCCAGGGCGCAAGGUAGAGACCAAAGAGGUUGGCUGCAGAGGGUGUUCAGCAGGAGACACUGUUGGAAGGUGUGUAUAGUUGUCUGGGCGACAGCUUUCAUGCUCGGUCUUCCUGAUUUAAUACUCUCUGAAGUGAGAUGGGCAUCUAAUAGGAAUGUCUGUCUGCCUAUCUACCCUCCAUCUAUGGCUAGAGGGGGUAAGGCUGUUCUGGAGAUAGCUGAGGUGCUGCUAGGAUUCCUACUUCCUCUCCUUGUGAUGGUGAUCUGUUACUGGAGUGUGGGCCGAGCACUAAAGGGCCUCCCCGUUCAAAACAGAGGAAAGAAGUGGAAAGCUCUGCGUGUUCUUCUAAUAGUAGUGGGAGUGUUUGUGGCCACACAGCUGCCUUAUAAUGUCUUGAAGGUCUAUCGAGUGAUGGACUCAGUCUAUGCUUUAGUGACCCACUGUGGGACGAGUAAACUGCUGGAUAAGGCUGCUCAGGUGACGGAGAGCCUGGCCCUCACUCACUGCUGCCUCAACCCGAUUAUCUAUGCCUUUGUGGGCUCUUCCUUCAGGCAGCACAUGGUGAAAGUGGCCAAGAGGUUUGGCGAGAAGAGAAGAAAGAGGAAAAGGAGAAUGGAAUGUCCUGCAGAGGAGGAAGGGAUGGAGAUCUCAUUUAACUCUCACAGUGCAUCUCAAGCAACAAACACAUUCUCAUUGUGAGUUAACAGUAGUAUUCCAUAGUCAACAUUACUUCUAUGUAUCGCUUAUUUAGUAUAGUAUAAGAGCAGAUACAGUUACUCUGUGUAGACUUGUUUAGAAAACAGCAGCAGUGGAAGCAUGUAUGUAGAAAUUAUUAGGCUGGAUAAAAAUUCAGUUCCUGCCACAUUAAAAACAAAAACAGGAGGAUGUUAUUGUAAAGUCUUUUCCUCCACUGCUUUUAUAAAAAUGGGUUUGAGUGAAAUGCAUUGUUUACGUCCCAUACUUUCAAGCCACAAACAAUCUGUUUUUCUGACAGUGAUGAAUGAAAAAUGAAUUUGCUUUUUAUGUUUGGUUGUAUUUUAUAGCCUGGUCUUAAAAAUGUAUUUUGAACUGUAUUUUUAUAGUUGAUAUUGCAAUAAACUAUUUAC
Molecule: messenger RNA, 3379 nt
Organism: Toxotes jaculatrix (banded archerfish)
Lineage: Eukaryota; Metazoa; Chordata; Actinopteri; Toxotidae
Gene: ackr4a
Product: atypical chemokine receptor 4a
Exons: 6
Coding region: 1842-2972 (376 amino acids)
Biological process (GO): chemotaxis; immune response; G protein-coupled receptor signaling pathway
Cellular component (GO): membrane
Molecular function (GO): chemokine receptor activity; chemokine binding; scavenger receptor activity
Source: RefSeq, a predicted model, not a curated record